Messenger RNA from Orbicella faveolata, 2066 nucleotides. RefSeq lists its product as uncharacterized. NCBI's taxonomy places the organism in Eukaryota, Metazoa, Cnidaria, Anthozoa, Scleractinia, Merulinidae. The record is from RefSeq and is a predicted model, not a curated record. Gene Ontology annotation, molecular function: oxidoreductase activity. Gene Ontology annotation, biological process: polyamine catabolic process.
AAAGGUGCUCUAUUGCCUAACUAAUACUACAUAUACUACAUAAUUGAACUUAUUUAUGAUUUCCACAGGGACGAAGAAGGCAAUGAUAUCACUGAUUUAUCAGUUUCCAAGGAAUAUCAUGACAAAGUAGAAGGACGUGUUGAACAAUACGUGGAGGCAAGGAAGGAAAAAGGAUCUCCAGAUAUUCCAGCUCGUGUUGGUCUUCAGUUGAUGGGGUGGAAAGCCGGAACGCGACCCAUCAGAAAAGUAGUUGAGUACUUCAACUUUGAUUUCGAGAUCGCAAAGCGCCCAGGACUGGUGUCUUUUUACCAGAUGUUUGAACGUGGAGAGGAUUUUUUUGUCAGCGACCAGCGAGGGCUUUGGUUCAUGUAUGAAGAUCUCUACAAACCCUUGACCAACCGAGUUUUAUUGAACAAAACCGUGACAGAAAUCAAGUAUUCUGACACAUCAGUUGAAGUUACCACAUCCAAUGGCGACAAAUUUGCCGCAGAUUACGCCCUGUGUACAUUCAGUACUGGAGUGCUGGCUAGCGACAUGGUGACUUUUAACCCACCCCUCCCUGAAUGGAAAAAGGAAGUGAUCUUUAAAAACCCAAUGUCGGUUUACACGAAAAUCUUCCUGAAAUUUCCAAACAAGUUCUGGGACGAUCACGAAUAUAUUCUGUAUGCCUCUAAAGAGCGAGGUCGUUUUCCCGUGUUCCAAGACUUGGAAAGACCAGGCAUUUUACCAAAUGGCAGCAGCCUUUUAUUGGUCACCGUGACGGAGGACGAAGGGAGAAGGAUUGAACGACAAGCAUACAAUGAAACCAAGGCAGAGGUCAUGAAAAUGUUGAGAUCCAUUUACGGACAGAGCAUUCCUGAUGCAACAGCGAUUUACUAUUACCGCUGGUCACAGGACCCGUUUACCCAAGGCUCAUUUUCAGAACCUGUUGUGGGCUUUACUUCCGAGGAUUUUAACAAGCUUGGACAGAACCUGGGGCGACUCUACUUUGCUGGCGAAGCGACGAGCAAGGAGUGGUAUGGUUACAUGCAAGGAGCCUACUUGACUGGAGAAGAGAAAGGGAAACUGAUCGCGUGUCAAAUUCUCCCAAAUGAGAGUGAAUGUAAAGCUCCAGAGAAGAAAAAGCCGAAGAGUGAAGCAACGUUUGCGGCGAGAUCUGCAGCUGGAGUUUUAGUGUUUUCUUUUUUGUGUUCACUUUUGUGGAUGUAAACUGUAGUUUAACAAGACUGUUCCUUUAAGAGACGUUUCCUUGUAGUAAGCUACAGAAACAUCGUACAUCCGUAGAGUUAGAUUGAAGUUAACUAGAAGGUUUUAUCCAUCAAUACUUUUGUCAAGUAGAAGCCCUCUGAAAUUCAUUGUUAUUACAAAUGUUAACCUAGAAAGCAAAGCUCAACAGAAAUAACCAUUACUCGUUUGCCGUUGCCUGCACACUCGUUUGAAAUGAUUAUUUUAGCGUCUUGUGUUAUAGUGUGCUGGUAUCGACCAUCGAACUACAAGUCCUUUUUAGCGGUUGUUGAUUUUCCUUUCAAAAACGUCGAUCACAUCAUUGGAAGGCAAGCCUUUGGUAAUGGUCGGUUGCUAUUACUGCUCUAGUUUAGGCCUAGACUAACUCUUAAGAGUUUAAAGGGAAUGUUUUCGGGCAGGAAACCAGCGUUGAACAAGUGAAACUCUUAGUCCAAGAAUCUAGCCAAUCAUAUCACGUGUCUCCAGAGCCUUCUUUUCCUCGUGCCUAAGCCUCACCCAUUUCAGUAGAGGGACAGGUGGCUCUGGGAACGAGAAUAGAAUAAAUGUAAAGCUUUGUGAUUACCUGCACAAGAAACGGCUCAUUUUCGCCUUGAUGCAGGAAACUUCGGAGGGAAAAAUGGUGGAAAUCACUGUUCGUGGGAAGAACAAACGUGAUACGUUAUUUAACUGUUGUAAACUCCCUGAAAGCCACCCUUCUUAAACUCUUAGCUUGUUACAGAAGGUCUAGACUCCCAUGAAUUAACCCAGAACUACAAUAGCACGAGCUGUUGACAUAAUGAUGUUUUGAAAAAGAAAAUUUUCAUUCUGAAAAUCGAAAUAAA